UGUCUCCAAUUAGUUGAAGGAGGUAGCUUCCGGCCUCUGAAUCCAGUUCUUCUUUCCUUCACAAUAACACCUGAAUUACCGUUCAAUGGCUUCUUCAAAAACCCACCCUCCCAUGCCUGCAAAGAAGCCUGGGCCACCUCCUAUACCAUCAAGGUUAGAUCUUGGUGAGGCACCUGUGGAUUCUGUCAGCCCCAAUAAAGGGCCCGGAAAAGAUGACUUAUCAACCAAAGGAUCCCCAAAAAUUAAGGCAAAAGGGAGGCCAGAGAUAACCAUAGUAUCAGCAAGACCAAUGGAUUCCUCGGGAGUCAUACCACCUCCUUCCCACACCAAUCAGCCUGCAUCAGCAACUCAGAUUCCAACUAUCCCCCUAAAGCCAGGUCGAAGACCUAAGGGUAGGGAGCCCCCACCCAGACCCAAGUCCCGCCCUGUGAGUGAACUUAACUUGGGAACAGAUGAAAAGAACGAAGGGGCAAUUUCUGGGGAGGGAGCCAGCGUUCACGAACCUGCUGAGAAGGGCGGGGAGAGGGAGAGGUCGAAUGGAGUGGAGGUUCCGAAGAAGGGGCCUGUCUCAAGGAUCUCAGCACCAGUUGCUCCGGUGCGGAAGAUAUCAAAAGACGAAGCUGAGGAGAGUGAUAUCGUAGGACAAAAUUUAAAUCCUUUCCUUAAUGAUAACUUAGAAUCGAAUGGAGAAGUAGAACCUGACACAAUGAAAGAUCUUCCUGUAGGAAAGAAGCCCGUUCCAAAGCCCACAGUCAUCCGACCAAGACUGAAAGAAAAGGAAAAGAAUAAUUCAGACCCCAUCGUGGAAGAUGAUGAGCAAAAUGGCGUCUGCAGUGUAAUAACGGUUCAUGAUGGAGCUACAGGAAAGAAAAGCAAACCUACAGUCAUCGUCCCUGCUAAACCAGCCAAGAAAAAAGCAGAUGACACAGAGGGUUUGAAGGGGAAGCAAGACAAAAAAGAGGAAUUUGGUGAAAAACCAAAACCUGACAAUAGUGACGGAAGGAAACCACCUCCUCCUGCUAAAAAACCAAAGCCGCCUGUUAAACCGAAACCUUACAGUUCUUCAGAAACGCCCAGUAAACCGUCGACGGAAGAAGCCCCAAAAGAGAUUACCGCUGCCCCCAAACCUAAAAGUAGGCCCACGGUGAUAGUUGCGGCCAGGCCUCCCAAGAAGAGUGAAGCAGUGAAGCCUGGUGAGGAAUCUUCCGCAAAUAAGGAUCAAGAGGAUAAACCUCCUCUGAAAUCACCCAAUACAAAUGAGUCUACUCAGAGCAUGCAGGAGGCAAAAACCAAAGAGACAGCGGUUGAUUCACCAGCUGUGAAACCAAGGCGUGUUCCUACUGUUAUUACAGCAUCCCGCCCUGAUUCACCAAGCUCUCAUGCCGAGCGUAAACCUCCCAAAAGGCCAAAGAGAGGACCGAGUAUCAAGGCAGCACCACGACGACCAAUUAGUGCUCCAAGUGAGGAGAACCAAAAUUUCGGUGCCCUUUCAACCGACAGUCAAGACGAGCUAAACACGCGAGUUUCCCAGCAGGACGCGGAAACACUGCAACAGAAAUCACCAAAACCUAGAAGACCCGUGAGUUUGCCUGGAGUCAAAGGCAGAGAAGCGUUAACAACUGCAGAGAAGGCGAGUGAUGCUAGUUCUCCACCAGAAGAGACGAGUAAUCAGACAAGGAAGAAUUCGAAGAAGAGACCUCCCCCGCCGAGACCACCUGCAGUGGAUAAUGCUGGUAAGCCUGUGGUACAUUCUGAACCCCAAGAUUCGAGCGACAAGUCCAAAGGGAGAGGAAAACCCCCUCCGCCCAGACCUCUCGCGGUGGGACAUGCCGGUAACAAAAUCGACUCGGCCGAAUCAGCAAUCACCGAUGUGCAUGACUCAAGCGAGAAGUCAAAAAGAAGCAAACCACCGCCCAGACCUCCCGCGGCGAGUCACGCCGGUGAUGGACCGGCCUCGACUCCAGAGGAAGACAAGACCGUCAUACAAGACUUUGAUGAUAAAAAGUCAAAAAAGAAAAACAGACCUCCGAGGCCGUCCUUCAAGGUGAUUGACACUAAACAGUCACGUGGGGGUAAAGAGGAAGGUCACGCAGACGAGAAACGCAAACCAGCUAAACCUGUUCCUGUCGCUCCACUUGAAACCAAUCUCACGAAAACGAAUGUGACUGAGACACGAACGGUGGCCGAGUCGUCAGCUGACAAUCACGUGAAAGACAUGUCACAGGCGCGUAAUUCUGAACGAAGAGGAGAUGGAUCUGCCACUGAAGACCACGAAGAAGAGAGAAAUGAACAGGCGUCUUCGAAAACCAAAGCGAAACCAGCGAGACCUCCAUCUUCUUCAGUCUCGACAAAGAGCAAACCACCUCGACCAUCAACAUCUGGCGAAAAGGAAGAAGCUAAAGAAGAGCACUCUACGACCACAGUGUCAUCUGUGAGUAAGACAUACAUUGAACCUUCCGCCAUUGCUUUGUACGGCUAUGAACCUACUGCAGCGGAUGACCUAUCAUUUAAUGCAGGCGAUGAAAUUGUUCUUGUGCAAAAGAUGGACGAUGAUUGGUACGUAGGCCGGCUUGGAGAUAAACAAGGGAUGUUUCCAGUGAAGUUUGUGGAAAUAAUUGAGGAUCUCCCGCAAGAAACGGAAUUACAAAGUCCGCCAGCUACACCGCCAGAGAGCUCCCCAUUCAACGUGAUGUCAUUGUAUGAUUUUCAUGGAAACCUGGAGGAUGGCGAAAUAGACUUCACUGCGGGUGAAAUUAUUCACGUGGUCGCCAAGAUCAACGACGAUUGGUUAAGGGGCGAACUCCGUGAGCAGUCCGGGGCCUUUCCAUGUAACUUCGUUGAUAUAAGUACAGAUGUAAUCAAGAAGUUGCCUCAGUAUGAGGAAAAGGAGACCAUAUCCAAAGGUAAUGAAGGAGAAUCUUCGGACCCGAGUUCAAAUUUGUUCUGCGAGGCGUUGUAUGAUUAUCAUAGCGACGUCUCGCAAGAUCUAAGCUUCAAUGCCGGAGAUGUCAUCAGAAUUAACAAGAGAGUAGGCAAGGAUUGGAUUGAAGGCGAACUUCAAGGAAAAAUGGGUAUGUUUCCGGCAGCCUAUGUAGAAAUUCUUCACGACGUGCCAGAACAAAAGAAGCAACCAGAGGAGAAAGAGCAUCACAAUGUUGAAUAUGGUAUAGCACUGUAUGAUUUCACCGACUCAGCAGCCGACGAACUGACGUUCCAUAAAGGAGACAAAAUAGAAAUCACCGAAAGAAUUAACGAUGAAUGGCUGAGAGGAAAACACAAAGGACAGGAAGGAAUGUUUCCGCGGGCUUUUGUGCAACUUUCAAAAGAGGAAUCAGAGACAGAAUUUCCACCUGUCGAAAGAGAAAUGCAACCAACGCCAAAAGCCAAGGCGCUGUUUGAUUUUAAUGGCGAGUUUGGAGAUGAGCUGUGUUUUAAAACUGGUGACGUAAUUGUACUCCUGGAGCGCGUAAAUGACGAGUGGCUUCAAGGGGAACUGGAAAAGAAAGUCGGUCGAUUUCCAGCAGCAUUUGUUGAAAUCCUGACACCACUACCUUAAGAUUUCUCUCUGGUGGAAUCUACCUAAUGCAGAAAAAAGACAAAAACAAAAGAGGAAAAACAAUGGAAUAAAACCGCAAAAACAGUUGUCUCUAUUUGAUAUUUUAGGAGGGGGAGAAAGAAACCAUUUUCAGACAUAAAUGUGGUGGCCGUGCACAUUUCGCGAGGCUGGAAAAUUUAACUUGAGCGAGUGAA
Pocillopora damicornis (cauliflower coral) is the source of this 3750-nucleotide messenger RNA. RefSeq lists its product as uncharacterized. The record is from RefSeq and is a predicted model, not a curated record. Gene Ontology annotation, molecular function: protein binding. Lineage: Eukaryota; Metazoa; Cnidaria; Anthozoa; Scleractinia; Pocilloporidae.